AAAUUAGUUCCUAACCUAACCUAACCUAACUUAACCUCCACCAAGUUGAGAGAUUUUAAAUUUUCAAUUACAAUGCAAAUGUUGUUUAAUUUUUGUACUCGAAUAUAUAUUUCAUGAUUAACUAGAAUGUCUCGAUUAAUAGUGAAAAAUCUUCCCAAACUUAUAACUGAAGAGAAACUGAAGAAUUUAUUUGGAGAAUAUGGUAUAGUUACGGAUAUACAGCUCAAGUAUAAAGAUGGCAAAUUUAGGCAGUUUGCUUUUAUUGGUUAUAAAAAUGAAGAUGAAGCACAAAAGGCAAUCCAGUCCUUAGAUAAAACAUUUAUAAGUACUAGUAGAAUAACUGUUGAACCUUGUGCUUUACUUGGUGAUUCUCAAAAACCAAAAUCUUGGAGUAAAUACGCAUCAGACAGCAAUGCAUAUAAAAAAACUCAUAAACAUGAGGAGAAACCCAAACAACAAUUGGAAGAUAAUAAGGAAGAAGUUGAAGAAAAUGAAACAGUUGAACUUAUAGCAAAGUAUAAAAGUGAUCCUCUAUUCGAAGAUUUUCUGCAAGUCCAUAAAAAGGAGGCACUUACUGUUGAAAAAUUACUGUCUAAAACCAUAAAGGACAAUGUGGAAAAUCAGGAAUGUGAUGAAGAAAACAAGGGAGAAGAUAGUGGGAAUAAUGAAGAGGAUGAUGAGAAAUUGGCUAACAAAAGCAUAUCUGAUUUAGAUUACAUGAAACAAUUAAAAAAAUCUGCAAAGUCGAAUGAAAAAAAAAUUAAGGAAAAAGUUGACUUUUUCACGAUUAAGCUGAAAGGUUUACCUUAUAAUUGCAAAAAGAAAGAUAUUAAGGCUUUUUUGAAACCAUUAUCAGCUCAAAGUAUUCGUGUGCCUCGUAAGAUACAUGGAAUUGCAUUUGUUGGAUUUAAGGAUGAGAAAAAAUUCAAAAAAGCCUUAUUGAAAAAUAAGAGCUUCUUAUCUGGACACCAAAUCUUUAUCACAAAAUAUGAGGUUGAAAGUAAAGAAGCUGACGAAAAAGAUUCGGGUGAGUCUAAGCAUUCAAAAUGGGUGUCCCAAGAAGAAUCAUUGAAGAAUGAGGAGGAAAUUGCGGAAUCUGGAAGAAUUUUUAUUAGAAAUCUUGCAUAUACUACAACAGAAGACGAUUUACGACCACUGUUUGAGAAAUAUGGACCCAUCACCGAAUUGAAUUUACCAAUCGAUCCGACAAGCAGGCAAAUAAAAGGGUUUGGAACAAUUACAUAUCUUAUGCCCGAACAUGCAGUGAGAGCUUAUAGUGAACUAGAUGGCUCCAUUUGUCAGGGAAGGAUGUUGCAUCUUCUGCCAGCAAAAGCUAAAGAUUCAGUGGAAAAUAAUAACAUUGAAGAAUCUAGUAACUACAAACAAAAAAAGGCCGCCCUACAGAAAGCGAAAGCAGGUCAUUCAUACAAUUGGAAUGCCUUAUUUCUUGGUCAUGACGCUGUAGCUGAAGUAAUAUCCGACACUUUUGGUACUCAAAAAGAAGAUAUUGUGGGGCCUGACGGUAAAGGUAGUGUUGCUGUCAGAUUGGCACUAGGUGAAACAAAGAUUGUUAGCGAGACAAAAAAAUACUUAGAGGCCGAAGGUGUGAAUUUGGAUGCUUUCAAAAUGAUGAAUUGCAAAAGAUCAAAUAGAAUAAUUUUGGUGAAAAAUUUGCCGUCUCAGACAAGGUUCUUGGAAAUCAAAGAAUUAUUUGAGAAAUUUGGAGUAAUUAGUAGAAUCAUUUUGCCUCCAUCUGGAAUAACAGCUGUUGUUGAAUUUGAUGAAGCAGCAGAAGCAAGAAAGGCAUUCAAAAGACUCGCAUAUAGCAAGUUCAAAAAUGUACCUCUUUAUUUGGAAUGGGCGCCAGAGGAUAGUUUGAAAGAGAAGAAUUCAAAUAUUCAGGACAAAAAAGAUGACAUGGAAGUAAAAAACAAUGAAAACGAACCUGAAAAGAAUGAAGUUUCGGAAGAUGAUGAAGAACCAGAACCUGAUACAACGUUAUUCGUCAAAAAUUUGAAUUUCAAGACAACAGAUGAAGAUUUGAAAAAGUUUUUCGAAAAUUGUGGGAAAAUUCAUUAUGCAACUGUUGCAAGGAAAAAAGACACGAAAAAUCCUGGUGCUACUCUUUCCAUGGGUUAUGGAUUUGUUAGGUUCAAAACAAAAGCUGCCACCGAUAAAGCUUUGAAGACCAUGCAACAAAGUGUUUUGGAUGGAAAGUCUCUAGAAUUGAAAAGAUCAGAAAGAAUAUUGCAGACUGAUGUAGAAGUACAGCAGCGGAAAGCCCCCAAGAAUGUUAAACAAAAUGGCACAAAACUUUUGGUGCGAAAUGUUCCAUUUCAAGCUAAUAAAAAAGAAAUUCAAGAAUUAUUUAGUGUAUUUGGUGAGAUUAAAGCACUAAGGUUGCCCAAAAAAUUAUCUGGAGAAAGCCAUAGAGGGUUUGCUUUUGUAGAUUAUGUAACCAAUAGUGACGCAAAGAAAGCGUUUGAGGCUCUAUCUCAAAGUACCCAUUUGUAUGGUCGUCGGUUAGUACUUGAGUGGGCUGAGCUUGAAGGGGAUGAAGCCACAGGAAAGAGGUCUGCAGAAAACUUCCAGAAGGAUGAAGGUGACAGCAAUAAAAAAUUCAGAAAAAGUGUAUUUAAUAUGGAAUAAAUUUGUAUAUAUGUUAA
Molecule: messenger RNA, 2666 nt
Organism: Coccinella septempunctata (seven-spotted ladybird)
Lineage: Eukaryota; Metazoa; Arthropoda; Insecta; Coleoptera; Coccinellidae
Product: probable RNA-binding protein 19
Exons: 13
Coding region: 127-2649 (840 amino acids)
Molecular function (GO): RNA binding
Source: RefSeq, a predicted model, not a curated record